Molecule: messenger RNA, 2768 nt
Organism: Jaculus jaculus (lesser Egyptian jerboa)
Lineage: Eukaryota; Metazoa; Chordata; Mammalia; Rodentia; Dipodidae
Gene: Gpr162
Product: G protein-coupled receptor 162
Exons: 5
Coding region: 781-2544 (587 amino acids)
Biological process (GO): G protein-coupled receptor signaling pathway
Cellular component (GO): membrane
Molecular function (GO): G protein-coupled receptor activity
Source: RefSeq, a predicted model, not a curated record
CCUUCGGUGCCAGUCUCGUCUCCCAUUUUCCCAUUGCCCUGGCGAAGCUGCGGGAAGAACAGCCAGGCUUGAGGAAGUGGGCAGAGUACCCAGACUGCCGGGCCAGGAGGACGGCGGGCAGGGAAGGCGCUAUCCUGGGCACCCCCAAGAAGAAAGACGUCAUUGCCUCCAUCAGUAGCUCCGAAGAGAGAUUUAAGGACAGGAAGAGAGGGGUGGGGUGGGAUUUCUGAGCUGAGACGACUGUUAAGAGGCAAGAGGAGAGUCCCAGAGCAGGGAGGAAGGCCCGAGAGGGAGGGAACGGAUCACGUGUGUCCCCUGUGGUCUGGAAGCCUAGGCUUCUGAACAGCUUGUUCGGGGUGGCUGAGCCCCACCCCAGGCCCCUCGGUGGCAUCUGGAAGAUUCUCUGACUGGUCCAGAACUACAAGAAAAAGAGACUUGCAAGUCCCAGCGUGGGGAUCAGAGCUUCCCAGCCAGCCUCCUAGCCAGCUUGCUUCCUCCAGCUGUUAUGGGACACUUGAGGAAGGGCCCCACCCACCAUGGAGGCUGAGGCCCUCCUCUGCUGACCCACCUUCUCCUCUCCUCGCCUGCCCUGGCCACUUGGCCUCAGCUGGGUCAGUCAUGCACUACUGAGUACUGGGGGGGGGGGGGUGACCUGGUGGUAGCCUGCCUGGCUACGGGGCAGGGACUGUGGGCAUCAUGGGGGCUUGUGCAAGCGGAGCUCCCGGGUGAGACCUAGCCCCCGCCCCCAGGAGUUCAAGGGGGUGGGGGGCUGAGGAUAGGAUGGCUCGUGGCGGGCUGGGGGCAGAAGAGGCCUCCCUGCGCUCAAAUGCCUUGUCCUGGCUGGCCUGCGGGCUGCUGGCCCUGCUGGCCAAUGCCUGGAUUAUCCUCAGCAUCUGCGCCAAGCAGCAGAAGCACAAGCCCCUGGAGCUGCUGCUCUGCUUCCUGGCGGGCACGCACAUCCUCAUGGCCGCCGUGCCCCUCACCACCUUCGCCGUGGUGCAGCUGCGGCGCCAGGCCUCCUUGGACUACGACUGGAACGAGAGCAUCUGCAAAGUCUUCGUGUCCACCUACUACACGCUGGCCCUGGCCACUUGCUUCACCGUGGCCUCGCUCUCCUACCACCGAAUGUGGAUGGUGCGCUGGCCCGUUAACUACCGCCUCAGCAAUGCCAAGAAGCAGGCUCUCCACGCCGUCGUGGGCAUCUGGAUGGUGAGCUUCAUCCUCUCCACACUGCCCUCCAUCGGCUGGCACAACAACGGCGAGCGCUACUAUGCCCGGGGGUGCCAGUUCAUAGUGUCCAAGAUCGGCCUUGGCUUCGGCGUCUGCUUCAGCCUCCUGCUGCUCGGGGGCAUCGUCAUGGGCCUGGUCUGCGUGGCCAUCACCUUCUACCAGACGCUGUGGGCCCGGCCCCGCAGGGCUCGGCAGGCCCGAAGAGCAAGGGGCAGCGGGGGAGCCAAGGCCGGGGGGUUGGGAGGCCUGGGUGCCCGUCCAGCUUUCGAGGUGCCAGCCAUCGUGGUGGAAGAUGCCCGAGGGAAGCGGCGGUCCUCACUGGAUGGCUCCGAGUCGGCUAAGACGUCCCUCCAAGUCACCAACUUGGUCAGCGCCAUCGUCUUUCUCUAUGACUCGCUCACGGGGGUGCCUAUCUUGGUGGUGAGCUUCUUCUCCCUCAAGUCAGACUCGGCCCCACCGUGGAUGGUGCUGGCCGUGUUGUGGUGCUCCAUGGCACAGACGCUGCUGCUGCCCUCGUUCAUCUGGUCCUGCGAGCGCUACCGGGCGGACGUGCGCACCGUGUGGGAGCAGUGCGUGGCUAUCAUGUCCGAGGAGGACGGCGAGGACGAUGGGGGCUGUGAUGACUAUACGGAUGGCCGAGUGUGCAAAGUUCACUUUGACGCUAACGGGGCCACAGGGUCAGGGGCCCGAGACCCCACCCAGGUGAAGCUGCUGCCUGGACGCCACAUGCUCUUUCCCCCUCUCGAGAGAGUCCACUACUUACAGGUCCCUCUGUCCCGCCGGCUGUCCCAUGACGACACCAACAUCUUCUCUGCUCCCCGGGCACCGGGCUCCUUCCUGCCCAAGUGGUCGUCCUCUGAUGACAUCCGGAUCCUUCCCGCCCAGAGCCGGGCCCUGGGUGGCCCUCCUGACUACCUGGGACAGAGGUGCACGCUGGAGGACAAGGACAUAGAAGAGGCUGAAGGGGGGGGUCUGGCCAGCCUGCGCCAGUUCCUUGAAAGUGGGAUUCUGGGAUCAAGUGGGGGACCCCCCCGGGGCCCCGGCUUCUUCAGAGAGGAGAUCACCACCUUCAUUGAUGAGACUCCUCUUCCUUCUCCAACUGCCUCACCAGGACCUUCUCCUCGCCGACCCAGGCCGCAGGGCCUCUCACCCCGGCGACUGUCCCUUGGGUCUCCUGAUAGCCCAGCUGCUGGGCUUCCUUUGGGGUUAAGCGCCGGGAGACGUUGUUCCCUGGCAGGGAGCGAGGGCAAUGCACGGGCUUGGGGAAGACCGUGGGGCCCAGGAAACCCCAUCUUCCCCCAGCUGACCCUGUGAAGCCCAAAUGGGCCUGUUGGACUCAAGAGGAGGGGUCCUGGGUGAAUGCACCUCACUGAGGCCCUGAGCCUAUGGCAGCUGCCUCCAGACUCCAGGGAGAUGGGAACUAGAUCUGGGCUCUGGAGCCCCCUUUUUUUCCCCUUACAAUGACCAGACCAGACAUCCCACUCACCUUCCGUCACCUCUAGCAAAAUGUAUUAAAGUCUGAAGUGUUGCCAUGGAAA